AUGUCUAUAUAAAAAAAGUUUAUUUAUAUCGAAGACUCUCUAUUUCAUAAUUUCACUCUUAGAAAUGUCAUCAAGCUUCUAAAGCUAGUCUUUACAAUAUUUGUCUUUUCUCAUUUAUUUGCUUGUGGUUGGAUAUUCACAGGAAGAUAAAAUGAUUAACAAAGUUGGAUCAUUAAAAAUAAUCUUUAAAAUUCAGAAUGGAGCGAUGUUUAUGUGAGGGCAAUUUAUUUUGCCUUAGUAACCAUGAAUACAAUAGGUUAUGGUGAUAUAACCGCUAUUAACAAUGAGGAAAUUAUUUUUUGUUCUAUAGUUAUGAUAUUAGCUUGUGGUAUGUUUGGAUAUUCUUUGAAUCAAAUAGGUAGAAUAUUUGAGAUUCUAUUUAGAGAUUCUGACUGCUUAAGAGAAAACAUAGCUAUAAUGAAUACUUACAUGAAGUAAAAGCAGAUAUCAUAAUCACUUUAAUUCUAAAUAAGAUAAUAUCUCUAAUAUUACUGGAACGAAAGCAAGGCUAUUGAAAAAAGAUAGUAAAAUGACCUGAUUAAUGCACUUUCUAGAUAACUAUAGCAAUAGUUACAAGUGGAUGCAAAUAAGUUAGUUCUGAAAGAUGUGAAUAUUCUUUCUUAAAAUUUUAGUUAGGAUUUGCUAAAAUAAACAGUGAAUAUAAUCAAAGAACUCAAUUCAACUCCUGAUGAAAUAAUUUUUUCUGAAGGUGAAUAUAGUGAUUAAAAUGGACUUUACUUUAUAGAAUAAGGGAAAUGUGAAUUGUUUUUAAAUAAAAGCAGCACAAACCAACCUAUAAAAAUACUUAAUAAGGGUGAAUACUUUGGUUCAUAUGGCUUUUUUACUGGUAGUUAGAGGUUGUGUGGGGUUAGAAGCAUAGGAUUUUGCACACUUCUAUAUAUUACAAGAGAUGAUUUUUUAUUCUUGUGUAAACAGCAUUUUCUUGAUUAUGAAAAAUUUUGCUUCAUAAAAGAUACCUUACAAUUUGAAGGAAAUUUUAAUAUUUUAAAUGAAGCUUGCUAUUAAUGCAAAUAAACGGAUCACACAUUUAAAGAGUGUCCUUCAACAAAUUUUUACAAAAAGCAGGAUUACAUAAAAUUUAUGAUAAAAGAUUCAGCACAUAAAUAAAUUAGCAGGACUCCUAAAUAAAGAAAUACUUUAAAAUUUCGUAAAACAUUAUAAAAUUUUAAUUUAAUUAAUAAUGAAAUGAGUAGUUAUUAACGAAACAAAAAUAAAGAAUUACAAUAGUAUAUUGAUGAUAAUUUCGUAAAUGCUCUAUAAGAUUUAUUUGAUUCUGAGUGUUCUGAUGAAGAAGAUGAAGGUAGUUCAUUUUAAUCAUCAAUAUAUUAAUAUACUGAAAGCAGAAAAAAUCGUGAUAAUCUUUCAAUUUUUUCAAAAAGUGAAAAAGGAAAUAAGGAUGAAAAAAAUUUAUCUGAAUCGACUCAGUAAAAAGAAAUUUAUGCUGAAUUAGAACCUAAAACAUCAACCUCUACAAUUUCCUAAAAUUAAUAAACUGAAUAAGAAAAUAAUAAUUACAUAAAUCCUAAAAAAAUAGUCAAGCAGCUCUCUACAUCAAAGUAUUUUAAAAGACUAGUUUAAUAAUAAAUAGACAAUCAAAUAAAAAUUAUAACUUAAGAUAUUGAUGAGCCAAGUUUUAAAUUUACAGAGAGUUAAACAACAAAUAGUAUUGAAAACAAAAUAAAUUUACUUAAUAAAUCGUAAAAAUUAAAAAAUAAGCCUUCUAAUCGAAACAAAAUGGUUAGUAAAGUUAAAAAAAUAAUGAAUGUAACUGCUUUAUUCAAAAAAAAAGAAGAAUGUUAAAUUCAAGAUAAUUCCUAAAAUUAAUAGUUAGAAUUUCAAAAACAGUAGAAAGCAAGUAAUUAAAUAACGCUGUAUCUUUUAAAAUAAAAAAAUUUAAAAGAAGAAACCUCUUAUACUGAUUAGUAUAUUUAAAAUGAAUUUGAACACUUGUACAAAUUUAAACUGUAUUAUCCAAAAAAUAACUUUGACAAUGUUAUUUAAAAUUAUAACAUUAAAAACAUAGAAAAAAAUUUGUAAAAUGAGAAGAAUAAACCUUAGAACGAAAAUAAAAAAAAGUUUUUAAACAAAAUGGAAUUGCAAAUAUAAUUUUAAAGAAAUAUAACUCGCUCUGGCUCGGUUAUUAAUCAAAGUAAAAACCCAGAUGAAAUUUUAGAACUCUUUAAUUAAUAUAGAGAAAUUUAAGUAUAAAAAAGAAAGAGUUAUUUUGCUUCACCAGAGAUACAGCUUUCUCCUAAUGUGCAACUCACCCAAAGCAUUUACAAUUCAUACUAGCAAAUCAACAAAGAAAAUUUCUCAGAUUUAAGUGCUCUUAGAAUGAGCAAUUAUGAGAUAACAAAUAGAACUUAAGUUAAAUCAAUGAAUAAUGUCACAAAUUUAAAUUAUGAAUAACCUGAUACUGAUAAAAUAGAAAAAGUAUAGGAAAGUAAAGAUGAUAGUAUAAUUAAGCAAGAUUCUAAUGUUUAAAUUUAGCAUCUUAACAACUAGACGUUUAGUGCUUAUCCUGUUAAUAUUUGUAGCUAUAAAGAUCACUCUAAAUACUCUAUGUUUUGA
Tetrahymena thermophila SB210 is the source of this 2592-nucleotide messenger RNA. Its product is annotated as cation channel family protein. Lineage: Eukaryota; Ciliophora; Oligohymenophorea; Hymenostomatida; Tetrahymenidae. The record is from RefSeq and is a predicted model, not a curated record. The transcript is spliced from 3 exons.